This is a messenger RNA of Diaporthe batatas, 1254 nucleotides long. RefSeq lists its product as uncharacterized. NCBI's taxonomy places the organism in Eukaryota, Fungi, Ascomycota, Sordariomycetes, Diaporthales, Diaporthaceae. The coding region runs from base 1 to 1254 and encodes 417 amino acids. The record is from RefSeq and is a predicted model, not a curated record. Gene Ontology annotation, biological process: carbohydrate metabolic process. The transcript has a single exon.
AUGCUUUCUCCAAGGACAGGUGUGCUCCUCACCCUCGGCGCCGUGACGGCAUCCGCCUCGGCCCAAGAUGCAAUCACCAAGCCGCUCUCAACACGCAUGAUCGAGUCGGCCAUCGGCCGGCAGCACGGUGUCGUCUCCUCCGGGGCGUCAACCAGCACCCUCGAGUCCGGCGUCCUGGCCCUGGCGACGCAGGCCUGGCUCAAGCUGUACGGGGACGACCCGUCCACCCCGUCCGAGCAGGUCACAGACUUUGCGUCCUACGUCGACGACAUCAUCGCCAGCGUCACCUCGGCACCGGCCUUCUCCAACGCCACGGCUGCGGCGCUGCAGUCCCUGGACCGCCUCACCAUCGCCCAGGCCAUCACGAACCUCGAGGAGGCCCCCGGCGCGGCUGGCAGGCUCACGGCCACCGAGUCGCUCGCCCUCGACACGCUCAACUCGUCGCUUGCGCUGCAGCGCCGCAACCAGGCGGGCGGGCUGUUCUACUACGUCUACCCGUACUGGUCGUACCUCGACGGCGCCGCCGCCUUCCUUCCGUACAUGGCAGAGGAGCCAAGCGCUGCCUACUCGGCGGCAGACAUGCUGCUGCAGAUCACGCUGCUGUACCAGGCGUGCUUCCAGGAGUCGACGGGGCUUGCUGUGCACGGGUAUGAUGCGUCCAAGACGGCCGUGUGGGCUAACAAUGCCACGGGGGCGUCCCCGUACGUCUGGGGCCGGAGCCUGGGCUGGUACCUCGCCGGGUUGGUCGACGCAUGGGAGGUGUUGACCGCUGAUGGUGAGGAUGGGGGCUGUGCCGGUGCUGGUGGCGGCGCGGAUGGUAGCUGUGCGGGCUUGCUGGCUGCUAUCAAGGACCAGGCCUCCACGCUGAUGACCAACAUCGCCCAGUACGCGGACGAGGAGACCGGGGUCUGGUGGCAGCUGCCCACGUUCCCCGGCCGCGAGGGCAACUUCCUCGAGAGCUCGUCCACGGCCCUGUACAUCUUCUCGAUCCUCAAGGCCCUCCGGCUGGGACUGCUGGAGGAAAACCAGCCCCUGGCGGACGUCGCGCUGCGGGCGUAUGAUUACACGGCCAACGAGUUUGUGGUGGAUUACGGGAAUGGCACGCUGGGUUGGAACGGCACGGUCAUUGUUUGCAGUCUCAACUCGACUGCUACAUAUGAGUACUACACUGGCCGGCCUAUUGUUUUUGACGCACCUCUGGGUGAGGCGGCAUUCGUGUGGGCAAGCUUGGAGGUCGAGAGGCUAGGCGCCUAG